AGCGGAGCCGACUGUCCCAGAAUCCUUUGCAGAGUAAUGUGUUUUGGUUUUGUGGGUGAAAUGCGAAACUAACUCAAAAGCGAGACAAGAAAAGAAGAGAUUAGAUACAAGAAGUACUCUUUGACCUCCGCUUGACUUCAUGUGACCAGAGAUGGCCCCACGGAUUGAUGAUGUGAUGCGGCUAUGUUGUGAGUUGUCAGCCCAUGAACAGAUUAAGGUUGCAGUGAAGAAUGCUACCAAAGGUGCUCUGGUGGCAGGAGGCAGUGCUUUUGUUGGAGCACUAUUGGCUGGACCACCAGGAAUUGCUGUUGGCGGGGCAGUAGGUGGUCUGUUGGGCAGCUGGCUAACCAGUGGACAGUUCCGGCCUUUACCUCAGAUCUUGAUGGAGCUGCCCCCAUCACAGAGGGACAGACUGUACCAGGACAUAGUGGCCAUCCUGGGAAAUCUGGACUGGACAGACGCAGCCCAGCUCAUUGCCCUGGUGAUGGGCAACGCAACCCUGCAACAACAGGUCACAGCAGCACUCCUCAACUAUGUUACUAGUGAACUGAAGGCCGAGGUGCGCUACGGAGACUGACAUAACAUAAUUUACCCAUUUUAAAUCUUCAGUACAAAGAUGUGCCUUUGGUUGGUGAU
Messenger RNA from Periophthalmus magnuspinnatus, 636 nucleotides. Its product is annotated as protein C19orf12 homolog. The transcript is spliced from 3 exons. NCBI's taxonomy places the organism in Eukaryota, Metazoa, Chordata, Actinopteri, Gobiiformes, Gobiidae. Bases 152 to 577 code for a protein of 141 amino acids. The record is from RefSeq and is a predicted model, not a curated record.